AUGACCAUUGGGCGGAGCUUGAAGGAAACUGGGGGGCCUGAGGGCAGGGGUCAGGAGGGUAUGCCUUCCACCCCGGGGCGGGAAAGGAGGGUUGAGCGCCCGGAGUCUGUCGGUUUGGCCGGACGGGGUGAUGGACGAGUCCGCAGGGGCGGGCUUUGUGCUCCAGCCUGGCAGCAGCCGGCGGACUGGGCCGUGUUCCGCUCCCUCUGCGCGGCUUCCAAGCUUCUAGGCUGGACGGCCCCCGAGGGCCCCAGCAGCCCGGGCCAGGUCCAUCCUCUUUGCCGACAGGUCAGCUUCCACUCCAGAGCAGCGGGGAACGCCGGUUCAGCCCGACGCGGACCCCGCCCCCCCGCCGCUGAUUGGGCGCUCCGUGUUGCCUUUCGGCCGGCAGCAUGGGGAAGUCGUCACGUGGGGGCGGCGGCAGCCUCGGCGCUUCGGGUACUGGCGGGCAUGGAACCGCGGGCUGCAGGGGCCGGGAGUAGCGAGGGGCCGGCAGCCCCAGAGGGAGAGCCGCCGUCGCGGGUCGCGGGGGGCGGAGAAGAGGACGCGCCGCGGGCCGAACCCGAGCCGCGGCCGGAGCCGCCCAGCCCAGCGGCGGUCAGCUUGGCCAUGUCUGACCACUUCUAUCAAAAGAAGGAAGGAGAUGAGGAUGGGGUCAUGAGAUGGAAACCAAAACUAGCCUGUGGGGCACAGAAUGUGCCCACCCAAGGGGAGAGUGACCAUCCUGAAGAAGAUGAGAUGCAGGAUUGUGAGGACUCUGAGGAAGACUUGAACUGGGAGCUGGAAGAUGGGAUGGAGAACAGCGUCCCUGCAGAGCAGAAGGCUGAGCUUCCUGUUAAGGAAGACUGGGACAACGAGCUAAUUGCUGACCAAGGGAAUCCGUACGGUGCUGAAGACAUCCACUGUGCCAGCAUUCAAGAAUUCUGUCUCUGGGCACCUCGGGCCCAGCAAGGAGACAUGAUCUAUGACCCGAGCUGGCACCACCCUGCCCCCCUGACUCCCCACUAUUCCAAAAUGGUCUUUGAGACGGGGCAGUUUGAUGAUGCUGAAGACUGAAACUUUGGGAUGCUUUCCUGCCUUCUGGGCUGGGCUGGGGUGGGGGGGUCCUCCCCUUGGCCUUCUUCCAUUCGUUGCAUUCCCUCAUUCCCACUUGUGUGAUGUGGGACAUCACAUUGGGAACGGUUUUGGGAUGGAUCCUGGAAGCUGCUGCAUUUUCAUAGACUGUUGUGUUUAAGAAGGGAGAGAAACCCUUCGUCUCCCGUUUUCUUUUGGGUUUUGUUGGCACAAUCUUGCCUGAAACAAAGGUGGGCACUGUGGCAUUAGAGGAGAAGGAGGAUCCUGGUGGGAGAUUUUUUUUUCUUAAAUAAAAGUUGAAAAACCAGAAUGCUGCUUUUGUCAUUCCCCACCCCCUUUAAUUGGCUGCUUCUGAGCCAGCUUGGGUUUGUGGCUUCCUGGUGCCUGCCUCUUUUCACAUUUUUUAAAAGAAAUCACCCAGUAAAAGUUUGGAGAUUUGUUA
Messenger RNA from Phascolarctos cinereus (koala), 1516 nucleotides. The record is from RefSeq and is a predicted model, not a curated record. NCBI's taxonomy places the organism in Eukaryota, Metazoa, Chordata, Mammalia, Diprotodontia, Phascolarctidae.